AUGAGGAAAGAUAAAGUAAUAGAAAAAGAGCUUGGAACAACUAGCAAUACUCAGCGUGCGUUAAUGCAGGAUGAACAAGACCGAGGAGAAGCAGAGCUGCACGCAAGUAAUACAUGUAUUUUUUGUGUUCAGCGGACAGCAUGCAACAGGUCAUUCUUGCACCGUCUGCAGAAUGGUGCAUUUUGGGCAUUUAAGUCUUUGUUUAAGACUGUACUUACCUCUGUGAUUAUGUGA
Messenger RNA from Cercopithifilaria johnstoni, 234 nucleotides. NCBI's taxonomy places the organism in Eukaryota, Metazoa, Nematoda, Chromadorea, Rhabditida, Onchocercidae. The record is from the annotation of a GenBank genome assembly.